Molecule: messenger RNA, 1836 nt
Organism: Colletotrichum spaethianum
Lineage: Eukaryota; Fungi; Ascomycota; Sordariomycetes; Glomerellales; Glomerellaceae
Product: SWI/SNF and RSC complexes subunit ssr2
Exons: 1
Coding region: 1-1836 (611 amino acids)
Source: RefSeq, a predicted model, not a curated record
AUGGAGGCCUUCCUUGCCUUCCUCGACCACGUUCACAGCAUGCUCACCACCACUUACCACAACACCCCGAUCAUGCUCAUGGCGUCGCCUCAAUGGUGCCGCCCCGAUAUUGAGACUCUCGCGCGCUACAUUUUCGAGAAGACCCGAACGCCCGCCCUCUGCAUGAUCCACAGCGGCAUCGCUACCCAGUACGGCCUCAAGUGGCCCGCCCUCACGGUGGUGGACAUUGGCUACGAGAAAGUCGAUGUCACCUGCAUACACGAGGGCCGCGUCGUCAACCACGGCGAGCUCGGCGCGCCAAACCCGGAGCGUUUCAUCUCGGGCGGAGAGAUGUUCACGCGCAAGCUGCUCGAGAAGCUCAAGGACAAGGACUUCACGUACGACAUGGCGGAGCAGCUGAAGAAGAGCCACAUCUGCGAGGUCCUACCUUACUCGCCCAACAGCUCCGACCUCAUGGAGCUUCCGACGGCCCAGACGGCCGGCAUGGCCGCAGGCGCCCCUAUCCCCGAGGCGGCUGCAGUCGCCGAGCCCGCCGCGCGACCUGCUUUCCCCAGCAGCAUCGAGGAAGAGCUCGAGGAGAAGGUGGCCGACGAGGGCGUCCUCGACGUCGCCGCCAUCGUCACGACUGGAAACGCGCGUGAGUUCCUUGCCAAGAAGGAGAAGGAGAAGCAGAAGGGUGGCAGGAAGGCCAAGGCCGCGCAGGAAGCCGAAACCGCGAGGCAGGUGCGUCUGCCCAACUCGAAGCGAACCCACAACACGUUUCACUUCGAAGAGGUCGUUGUGGAGGAGGUGCAGCCCCCCAAGCCCGAGGAGCCCAAGCCUGCGGAGCCCAAGCCUGAGGAAUCCAAGCCUGAGGAGUCCAAACCUGAGGAGCCCAAGCCUGAGACCACGGAGGAGCCCAAGAAGGAAGAGUCCGGUAACGCGACCGAGUCCAAGGAUGUGGAGAUGACGGACGGCCCCAAGCCUGCCGAAGACGCCACCCCCGCGCCCACGGACGGCGAGGUCAAGCCUGCAGAGACCUCGGCCCCCGCAGCACCCACAGACUCCGCAGCCCCCGCCGCGGCCCCGGAGACCAACGGGACGACCACUCAGCCCGCUGCUACCACCACCACCGACGCUCCCGCUACCACCAACGGCGCGCCCCAGAGCCCCCAGAUGCAGGCGAAGCGCGUCCGCCGCGACAUCGAGGUUGGCCUCGAGCGCUUCACCUUUGCCGACCGUGGCGAGAUCGACCGCAUCGUGACCACCAUCUACCGCACCGUCCAGGGCAUCGAGGACAUGUACAUGCGCCCCGCGUGCUGGGACAACCUCGUCUUCGUCGGCAACGGCUCGCGGCUGCGCGGCCUCAAGGACAACAUCCUCCAGACCCUCCUGGCCCGCCACCUCAUCUCCCCCAGCACGGCCACCAUGUUCACCUCGGAGCUGCCCUCCAACAUCGCCACGCCCACGGGCACCGGCGCGCAGACCCCCACGGGCUCCUUCACGGGCGUCCCGCACCAGCUCCCGGCCAACGCGGGCUCCUCGGGCGUCAACCCCCUCCUGCAAGCCGCCACGACGGCCUCGGCCCAGAACCAGGGCACGCCCGGCCCCUCGGGAAGCGCCGACGCCGUCAGCGGCACCCACUCCGGCCACCACUUCCACAGCCAGACGCCCACGAGCAUCAAGCUGGCCACCCUGCCGACCUACCUGAGCGAGUGGAACAAGAACGGCUUCGAGGAGGCCAUGUUCCUCGGCGCCCAGGUCGCCGCGCGCAUCGCCUUCUGCCAGCACAACCUCGACAUGGCCGGCCUCGAGGCCCAGCGCCAGGCCAGCCUGAGCAGAGUCGACUACAAGUGA